AUGCUGCUUGUUUUGCGCGUGUUGGGUUCUGCACUGAAUCUGUCUGCAGAAGAUGAUGCACCUCCAUCCUGGACACCACCCCCGCCAGGCCCCCGUUCGGAUAUGUCGCCCUCAGGAGGUACUUCGACCACUCCAGUGCCCUUGGACUCUACGCAUCUACGAGCUGCAAGUGCAAGAGUAGUGGUCGUCACUCUUCGUGUUCAGCCGCGCUGGAGACCGUCGGAGAGACCGGGGCCCUCACCAGGACCGCCUACGCAGCCGUUGCCCUCAGCAGAGGAUGAUGCACCUCCACCCCCGGCACCACCCCCGCCAGGUCAGCGGAUGACUGUUUCCCCCAUUGACCGGCCGCCCCCUACUGAGGCAGAGUAUACGCUCAGCGUAGCUGUUGCAGAGCUGCUCGAUCCUCGCAUCACGAUUGGCUUGGGGCCGAGGCGCGUAGCCAUUUGA
This is a messenger RNA of Eimeria mitis, 447 nucleotides long. RefSeq lists its product as uncharacterized. The record is from RefSeq and is a predicted model, not a curated record. The transcript has 5 exons. The coding region runs from base 1 to 447 and encodes 148 amino acids. NCBI's taxonomy places the organism in Eukaryota, Apicomplexa, Conoidasida, Eucoccidiorida, Eimeriidae.